Messenger RNA from Scylla paramamosain (green mud crab), 6777 nucleotides. It is a transcript of the gene bsk, whose product is annotated as stress-activated protein kinase JNK-like. The record is from RefSeq and is a predicted model, not a curated record. The transcript is spliced from 12 exons. Lineage: Eukaryota; Metazoa; Arthropoda; Malacostraca; Decapoda; Portunidae. Gene Ontology annotation, biological process: protein phosphorylation; JNK cascade. Gene Ontology annotation, cellular component: cytoplasm; nucleus. Gene Ontology annotation, molecular function: JUN kinase activity; ATP binding. The coding region runs from base 941 to 2320 and encodes 459 amino acids.
GUUUUCUUUUAAACAAAUAGGUGAAGAAAGGGUUGGUGUGGCAGCUGCCGGUGGCGGGUCAGUGUGGCGGCUCAGCUGUUACUGGCAAAGCCGUCUGCUGCAUGUAGUGAAUGUGGUGUGUAUUUACAUUCCCAAACACCUUUGCCGUGUGUUCCAGAUUAACUGGGUCAAGUGUAUAUGUUGCCGUUACUGCUGCCAGUUAUCAAGUGCGGUCGGUAUUGUUUCUCCGUACCUGGCUUCCGAGAGGCCAGGAUGAUGUCCGCACCUGCCUCAGAAAUUCCUUGGUCUUGCAAGUGCUCCCUGAUAGUAGGCACACCAUCAGCUGUGUGUGGUGCAUGAUCGGAUGCUCCUCCCCUGAAGCUGGGUGUACUAGCACCUGUCUUCUGCGUGAUGAGAAUCAAAGCUGCAAGACCACUCAUUGAAAGCAGAAUAACAGCAUCAACAAAGACAAGAAAAUAGCAAAUAUGGCAGGGUGUGGAGGUCAGUGAAGGAAGUAAAGCCCUUGUGAGGGAUGGUGAUGAUGGUGAUGAGGGUGAAGGGUGGUGGAGGAGAGUAGUCAGCCAGUGACCCGGUGCUCCACCCUCUCCCCCUCUGCCCUGCCCCUUCCUACUCCGCUGUGAGGUUGUUAUGGGUGGCCUGCGGGUGGCAGCCCCAACCUGCCUCCACUGCAGACACUACUGAGGCAGCCCUGGCUGGCCCAUCAGGUGCAGCAAUCUCAUUGGAAGCAGUGAGGAGCCCUGCCAAGCGUGCUUGGAGGAAGGGUGGCAAGACAGGGGAGGACGAGGCAGCCACAGGAGCCUCUGAGCGUGCACUGAGGCACCUCGCUGAUUGGGUGAGGCAACUCAGUGUAGCCACUGAAAAAGAAGACAACAGCGCCAAGCUGCACCCCUGGGUGGACAAGGCUAGCAGCACUAGUAGAAGCAGCACCCCCACCGGCCCUAUGCCUCUCCUGAGCCCAAGGCCCAGUCCUAAGAUGGCCGCCACGCCCAGCAACUCUAACCUCUUCUACACAGUAGAGGUGGGCGACACCCGCUUCACUAUCCUACGCCGCUACACUAACCUCAAGCCCAUCGGCUCUGGGGCCCAAGGCAUUGUCUGUGCUGCAUAUGACUCCGUGACACAGCAGAGUGUGGCAAUCAAGAAGCUGUCACGGCCCUUCCAGAAUGUGACUCAUGCCAAGAGGGCCUACAGGGAGUUCAAGCUUAUGAAAUUGGUCAACCACAAGAACGUGAGCACCAGCAGGGAGCAGGGAGGAGCUGGGGGAGCUGGGGAGGAAGAGGGAAGGAGGGAGGAGAGAGCUUACAGGGAAUUCAAGCUCAUGAAGCUGGUCAACCACAAGAAUAUUAUUGGACUUCUGAAUGCCUUCACUCCCCAAAAAUCCCUGGAUGAGUUCCAGGAUGUAUACUUAGUGAUGGAGCUAAUGGACGCCAACCUGUGUCAGGUGAUUCAGAUGGACCUUGACCAUGAACGUAUGUCUUAUCUUCUCUACCAGAUGCUGUGUGGCAUCAAGCAUCUCCAUUCUGCUGGAAUUAUUCACAGGGAUCUCAAACCCAGCAACAUUGUGGUGAAAUCUGAUUGUACUCUCAAGAUCCUAGACUUUGGUCUUGCUCGAACAGCAGGCACUACCUUCAUGAUGACUCCUUAUGUGGUUACCAGAUACUACCGUGCUCCUGAGGUGAUUCUUGGCAUGGGCUACACAGAAAAUGUGGACAUCUGGUCUGUUGGGUGCAUCAUGGGAGAAAUGAUUCGAGGAGGUGUUCUCUUUCCCGGCACAGACCACAUUGACCAGUGGAAUAAAAUUAUAGAGCAACUAGGAACUCCUUCACAAGACUUUAUGUCUAGAUUACAGCCAACUGUUCGCAACUAUGUUGAAAACCGUCCUCGCUACCCUGGCUACUCCUUUGAUCGUCUUUUCCCUGAUGUUCUCUUCCCUGCUGAGUCUACCGAUCACAAUCGCCUAAAAGCAAGCCAAGCCCGUGAUCUCCUGUCUCGCAUGCUGGUGAUUGACCCAGAACGCAGGAUAAGUGUGGAUGAAGCACUCAUGCACCCUUACAUCAAUGUUUGGUACGACGAGGCUGAGGUCAAUGCUCCUGCACCUGGACCAUAUGACCAUAGCGUGGAUGACCGGGAACACACAGUGGAUCAGUGGAAGGAGCUGAUCUACAAGGAAGUGAUGGACUAUGAACUGGUGUACAACACCCCAGGAGGUGGGGCAGGAGCUGGUGGAGCCCAUGGAACACCUAAUACCCAUGCUCCACCCUCAGCUGCCACCAAUGCUGCCGCAGAUGGGGAUCCUGAUCAUCGCCCUAAUCAUAGAUAGGGCUGCCCACAGCCCUCCUAACAGCCCAGCACUCUCCGCCCUACCUUGGUCCCUCACCCCAUCCCACAGCUGCUCACUGACCGUGGGAGGAGGCUGAGGCAUGCCACUGGAAAGAACUGUUGGCUCUGGCUUGUUUGGAAAGUUGUUUUCCUUGACUUGGGAACUUGGUUGUUUGACUACUUGUGUUCGCUGAGCCUGGUAGUAGCCCUUGUAUUGUGCUUAAGUGAGGUGGUUUUAAUACCACUAACCCAAGCCAGAUGGCAUCACCAGCCCAAAUCCAUGCACUUUCAUCAGUUUGAAAUUAUCCUUAUACUGGUUGACUGAGGCACUGAGGCAUCUUCAUCUACUGUCAGCCUCUGUGACCAGCAUAUGAUGAAAAGAGUGAAAGUGAAUGUAUGAGAAAGUAAAAACAUAAAAGAUCAUGAGCAUUCAGACAAACAUAUGCAAUUUUAGGGUACUGAAUAAACUGUAGAUAUUUGACUGCUUGAUGUCUACAAUCACUGGAGAGGAGUUGUAUUCUUUUGUUAUCAUAAUGGUGAACUAAGAUUAGGUUGCAGCAUUGGAAUACCAUCAGUCUCUCUCUCUCUCUCCUAUAUUGAGUCAAACAUUAUGAAAAUUAUUUGCCUUGCUUGGCUCUUCAAAUUAGUUUUCCUGAAGUUGAUCACCAUUUAAUAAUUCCAUUUAAACCUAAAGGAAUUGCAUCCACUAUGUUGCAAAAAAAGCUGUCUCUUGAAAGCUAUGCUUGUAGCUCCUGUGAAAACAACAGCAUAUCAAGCAUUGAUUAAUGUUGAUCUUUUUAUUUUACUAUGAAAUCAUGGGUCAUAAGUGAUAGAAUGUCAGUAAGUUUCAUGGUUGGGUCCUACAUUUUAAGGAAUUUAAUGUGAUUAAAGAUUAUCUGUUCUCCCCCUCCCCCAGUCCAUUAUGAGAAAACUAGUUCUUCCACGGGUCUCCUGGACUAACAGGCUACAAAUGUACAGACUUGUGUCAAAUUUGUAUCUCUGUACAGACUCAUUCCGCUUGCUUUUUAAGGUAUAUGGUCAGAUUUUUUUUUUUUUUUUUUUUUUUUUUUUUUUUUUUUUAAGGUUAUAGUUUCCUUAACAAAUUUGUAUCAUUCUCAUUUAAUAAGUUCACCUAUCAGUUUAGCAAUCUAUCACUAUGUGUCAGUCACUCUCUCUCUCUCUCUCUCUCUCUCUCUCUCUCUCUCUCUCUCUCUCUCUCUCUCUCUCUCUCUCUCUCUCUCUCUCUCUCUCUCUCUCUCUCUCUCUCUCUCUCUCUCUCUCUCUCUCUCUCUCUCUACACACACACACACACACACACACACACACACACACACACACACACACACACACACACACACACACACACACACACACACACACACAAGAGAAACUGCUGCUAAGAGAAGCAGGAAAUACCAGAUACAAACAAAGACACAGCAAAAAAAUAAGAAAAGGAAGAUGCUUGAGUAACAAAAAGAAAUAUAGUUUCCCACAGAGAAAUAUAGAAGUUUGGAACAAACUCAUUGAGGAUGUAGUAUCGCAACAAGUAUGCACAACUUUAAGGAAAAACUGGAUAAGGGUAGAUAUGGAGAUGGAACCACAUGAGCAUAGCUCGCCCUGUAAAUUAUAACUAGUUAAAUACACACAAAGAUAGAUAAAUGGAUGGACACACACACACACACACACACACACACACACACACACACACACACACACGUCCCAAAACUCAUUAAGAUUUAUGCAGAGUUCUUCAUGCCUAUGUCAGUUUAUCCAUCAGUUUCAUCUCCCUGGCUAUCUCUGAUUUCACUAUCACAUAACUGUGACAUACCACAGAGAGUCCGGAGAUGGAUGAUGUCAGCCAGUAAGGGACAGAACUCCAGGAAAAUCCACUUCAAAAAGAGUCACCCUGCACCACCUCUCUCUCACACACAAACACACACACACACACAGACACACACACACUUACACACACCAACCACACACAUACAAUCACUUGUAAAUAUUUUUCUGCCAUGGAUUAUCACAUUGCUGUGAUAUACCACAGAAAAUCUGGAGAUUGAUGAUGUCAGCUUAUAAGGAACAGGACUCCAGGAAAAUACACAUCAUGAAAUCAUCACCACUCUUCUUCCAACAUGCACACAAACACAUACACACACUGUCACUUGUAAAUAAAUAUUCACCCACAGAGUUGUUUGAGUGGUCCCCAUAGUUGUGUCUCUUUUCUGGAGUGGCUUAAGUCCGUCCACCACUCAGUUUGAUGCGCAGCCUCCAUCCCCCCCCCCCUCCCCUGAACACACCUAAACUUUGUUUGUGGGAUCUUUUUUUUGGUUCUCCUGUACUAGAAUCACCACUUCAAACUGUACAGUUAUUAAAACUGCUACUUCUGCUGCUAUUAUAAAAAAAUAUUUGAUUUUCAUUUUGAGGACUUCCUUGUCUAUUUAGAAAUUAUGAAAGUUUUGACACCUGGCAGCAGGAAAUGUCACAUGCUCAUCCAGCCACCCAUGUGAGCUUUACCUUCCCGCCAACUCACCUUCCAUAAGCCUUGCUUCUUCACUUGUAAUCUAUGGCUCCAAACUCACCCAUCAUUCAUUUUGUAGAGAAGUCUAGCUGUCUGGCUGUAACUGAGAAUCCUGGCAGUCUUGUUAUUUUAUCAACAUAGUAAAAAAUUUUAUUAGUGGAUUUUGUUAAUACAUAUUUAGGAAUAAAGAUUAUAUAUCAUUUCACAAAAUUUUCAAUAUAUAUGUAAAAUGAUAAUGUAAAUCAUGAUGUGUGUAUAAUUCCCUACUUGAAGUAGCUUUUAAAACAUUAAUUUUGGUCAAUAGGGAGUCCUAAAGAAUUUCCUGUUUUUUUUAAUCAAAGCAUGGCAAUAAGUAACUUCAAAGGUUAAAAUAUUUCUAUAAAUUUUCUCUCCAUAUACCAUCUUCAGGAUUCCAUAACUGGCUUGUAGUUCAAGAAGGUAUUAUUGGAUAGAAACACUGUGACUGAACUUUCUCUUCUGGACAGCAGAGACUGUUUAGUCUUGCCUCUUUCUUGUUAACCUCUGGUGUGCAGGAGGAAUAUCCAUAGUGAGGGAGGGCAGCAUCUUUCCCUUUCACUGCCCCAUUCUCAAUGUAUACACUGUCAGCACCAAUGUAAUGUGCAGAUAACAAGAGAAUCCUCUCCUGCCCCUUUUUUAUCUUAUUUUUAUAGGGUAAGUGAUGUUUGCAGAAUGAUUGCUGGAAGAUUGAGACCUGUUUGUGGAUAUUUUAAAAGUCUUUCAAACUAUAACUGAAAGUUUUGUGAAUGUUGUAUAGGCAUCUUGCUGUGGUGUGGGUCCUACCCCUGCUAGAGUUGUACCCCUACCCUAGUGAUGUCUAAACUAAAGAAAUAGGAUCUACAAUCACUUUCUUUGUACAUUCCAAGUUAUGUUGUUGAAAGCUGCUGGCAGGCCACUGGUAGGUGUUUGUUUUGUAAACUGGGUCUGGAGUCCCCCCCUCCCACAACCAUCCCUAGAUGCUACACCACAGCCACUGGGAUCCAUCAUUUUAGACUAAUAAUGAUAAUUAUAACAAUAUAAUAAUCCAUUGUAUGCUAGCUCAUCUAGGCUAUAGUGUUAGGUUCACUAGUGUAAAACCUUUAGUGACAUGUACAAAACUUAGUGCCAGUGUGGCCCAGUACAGUCAGUGUUCCAUCAGUUGGUCAGGUCCCCUUUUGGAAUUCAGUUAUAUCUUUUAUUGUCUUUUCUUUUCUCUGGUUAUUCUAGUGUGCAAGUGUGUGUGUGUGUGUGUGUGUGUGUGUGUGUGUGUGUGUGUGUGUGUGUGUGUGUGUGUGUGUGUGUGUGUGAACAUAUGAGGUGACUUGCACCACUACAGCAAAAAACACCAAAACUACAGUAUGGCAUGGCUGGAAGGCAUGACUACCUGCUGUCUCAAAAAAGUGGUGUUUUUUUCCAGAGUGCUCAAGACUUGUGUACUCCCAUAGGUGUUAGGGAUAUGCAGUGUUUCCUCCCACUCAAUGUUGUUCCCAUACUUCUUAUUCCCCAGUGUGUGUGUGUGUGUGUGUGUGGGUGUGCAUGAGAGAGAGAGAGAGAGAGAGAGAGAGAGAGAGAGAGAGAGAGAGAGAAAAUCAUAUGAAUGAAUAUUGUACAGGUAGUUUGAGAAUGAUGCUGAUUGGUGUUAAGUUUUAUGUCUGCUGACAGCACUCUCUGUGGAUGCACUAAAUUUCUGGCUAAGACUAUUCAUUCAUCUAUACCAGUUUCAACCUCCAUCCAGUAGUACUGUAUAACCAAAGUUAAUGAUUCUUUGUUCUCUCUUCCUGGAUAGUUGAGCUAGGGUAUCCACAGAGAGGCUGUGUGGUUCUCUCUGCUACUACACCUGUUUAACUCUCAAACAAUUGUGCUUAGGCAGGACAAAUCAUAACCUUUUGUAUAUAAAAGCAACCUCCCCCAGUAGUGCAAAGAAGAAUAAAAUUAUCAAGUUA